CUCAGAUGGCUCAUUGCAGUGGCUCGAUUCUUCAAAUUCGGUCGAUUUUAGUUUAUUCUUUUUUUUCUUUUUGCAAAAAAAUCACGUCUUUUACUUCUUAGUUUUUAUAAUAAUUUUUAUUUAUAUUUCUUAAAAAAAGAAUAUGAUUUUGGUGUCAUUGGUGGUGCUCCUUGGAGCUGUUUUGACCUCCGGAGCAACCAUUGGAACGGAUACUUUAAAUGCCACAACUAGUAAAUUGGAGCCAAAAAUUGUGGGUGGAUCAGCGGCUAAUAUAUACAAUUAUCCGUAUACGGUCUCUAUCCGGCUCACGGCUACGGAUAGAAAGAGUUACGGAUCGGGGCACUUGUGUGGCGGCGUUGUUGUAUCCCAGCGAUUGGUGGCCACGGCAGCCCAUUGCACUUACAAUUCUGGUACGAAAAAGUACCGAACGGCGGGGGAGUACUUCCUAGUUAUGGGUAGUACCUAUUUGAGGAGCCGUACUGCCGAUACCCAGGAGUACUACGUCCAGAAGCUGGUCAUCCAUCCAUCCUAUAACCACGACUCCCUGACCAACGACAUUGCUCUGAUGUUCAUUAAUGGAUAUAUCCCCUGGAACUCCACUAUGGUCAAGGCUCUGCCUCUGAAUGCAGCGGCUUUGGCCGCAGGAACCUCGUGUUACAUUUCCGGAUGGGGACUACUAUACGACGGUGCUUCCAGUACCAGUAAUACCCUGCAAGCCGCUGUAGUGCCCAUUGUCGAGCAUGCCACCUGUGCCCUAUCCUAUCAGCCCCUACCCACUUCCCAGAUCUGUGCCGGCUUUUUGGCCGGCGGAGUGGAUGCCUGCCAGGGCGAUUCCGGUGGACCGAUGAUGUGCAACGGUGUCCUGGCCGGCGUGGUGUCCUAUGGCUAUGGCUGCGCCCAGGCCGGAUAUCCCGGUGUCUAUACCAAUAUCACCUUCUAUCGCAGUUGGAUCGUCCAGCAGAACAGCUCCUUCGAUUAUUCCGUUUAUCGGAAUGCCGGAAUCCGGCAAGGAACUGGCUCUAUCCUUCUGAUUGUCCUGGCCAUCGUCCUGGCAGUUGGGACAGUGGAACUGUGAUUCCUGAUCUUCAACUUAGGUUAUAGACUAAUUAAAUAAAUUGAUUUUUUUUUGUCUAUUUUUAUAAAAAAAUA
This is a messenger RNA of Drosophila ananassae, 1149 nucleotides long. Its product is annotated as trypsin delta. The transcript is spliced from 4 exons. The record is from RefSeq and is a predicted model, not a curated record. Gene Ontology annotation, biological process: proteolysis. Bases 143 to 1075 code for a protein of 310 amino acids. Gene Ontology annotation, molecular function: serine-type endopeptidase activity. Lineage: Eukaryota; Metazoa; Arthropoda; Insecta; Diptera; Drosophilidae.